Messenger RNA from Anarrhichthys ocellatus (wolf-eel), 1410 nucleotides. Its product is annotated as grancalcin-like. Bases 1 to 585 code for a protein of 194 amino acids. The transcript is spliced from 7 exons. The record is from RefSeq and is a predicted model, not a curated record. Gene Ontology annotation, molecular function: calcium ion binding. Lineage: Eukaryota; Metazoa; Chordata; Actinopteri; Perciformes; Anarhichadidae.
AUGGCCUUAAUAGCGACUGGGAGCACACACUGUUUCUCUGCUCUCAUCUCUUCACACCUGACCAGCGUCUCUUCUCCCUCUGAGAGUCACGCAUCACUGAAUGUCCCUUCCUGCUCUUCACAGGACGGGGAGAUCGAUGCAGAGGAGCUCCAGAGGUGUCUGACCCAGUCUGGUUUCACCGGCAGCUACUCUCCGUUCAGCCUGGAGACGUGCAGGAUCAUGAUCGCAAUGCUCGACAGAGACUUCACAGGGAAGAUGGGCUUCAACGAGUUCAAGGACCUCUUCACGGCUCUGAGCGGCUGGAAGCAGAACUUCAUGAUGUUCGACCAGGACCGGAGCGGAACGGUGGAGCCCCACGAGAUGACUCAGGCAGUCAACGCUAUGGGCUACCGCGUCAGUCCUCAGGCCCUGAAUGUUAUCAUCAAGCGCUACAACAAAGGAGGGAGGAUCUUCUUUGACGACUACGUGGCCUGCUGCGUCAAACUGCGAGCUCUCACGGAGAACUUCAGACGGAGAGACGCCAUGCACCAGGGAUCUGUCACCUUCCAGUAUGACGAAUUCAUCCUGUGCACAAUGGCCAUCUAAGGUCUGCCGCGUGUCCCAUGCCACGCGGUCGGCGCACCCAACGAGCCGAUCGCUGGUGCAUUCUGGGUCGUCACCUCAUAGGAAUGCAAAGGGAGGCCAGUAUAUUUGACUGAGCGGCCGAGAGCCGCACCAGCAGAGUACCCAUUGCUUGUAAUGCUUGCUGUAACGCUUUAGUCUUGUUUGUUGCACAGGGACGUGCUGAAGAUGUAUCAGGUGUACACACACGUAUAUAAAUAUAUAUACUCCGUAUGAAUCCACAUCAGAGGGGAUCUAAUACGUAGCGUCUAUAAAGCCCUUAUGUGUAGGUUUUCAAAAGGAAUGGAUAGACCAGUUUUAUAUCUUCUAGUUUGAAUGUUAUGCGUUGGGUCUCAUGUUGGAGUGAAGCGAUACUGUGAGCAUGUUCUCACCUGUGAGACACCUACUGUGCCAUUUUAAUAUCUGAAUGUAUGGUCUAAUAUAUUAAACCCAGUUAUAUAGAACUUCUUAGUAACAGCAGCGUAACGAUAGACUCAAUGUUAGCGUUUACUGAUAACAUGUUGAUUUGCUUUUACACUGAACUUGUUUUUUUUUGUGCACUUGUUUGAUAAAACGUAUAGAUGUUUAAGUUGAUAACAAGCCAAAGUGACUGUGAGCCACUCUGAUACCUUACUAAUGAUGGUGAGAUAGAGACUAUAUGUAUGUGCAUAUGCCUGACAUGUUUCAGUACAAACACAGCCAUGUUUUCAUUUGCAAAGACUGCAGUGAGGUCAACCUGUGCACACACACACUCAACAUUAAAGUAAAGAUCAUAUUUUGUUACUCACAAUAAAUACUUUCUAAUCAGUA